Ipomoea triloba (trilobed morning glory) is the source of this 1203-nucleotide messenger RNA. RefSeq lists its product as uncharacterized. The record is from RefSeq and is a predicted model, not a curated record. The coding region runs from base 1 to 1203 and encodes 400 amino acids. The transcript has 3 exons. Lineage: Eukaryota; Viridiplantae; Streptophyta; Magnoliopsida; Solanales; Convolvulaceae.
AUGGGUGUUAACGCCACGCUCAGAUAUCGUAAUUCUGACGUAGUGAAGGACCAUUUGAUACGCCGUGGCUUUAAGGAAGGGUAUGAUCGAUGGAUAUGGCAUGGUGAAAGCUUACCUCCUAGUACAAGUGUUACUAAGAGUGAAGCUCAUGUAGAUAGCGUAGAGAGUGAGACUCAAGCAAAUAGUCAAACUCAGGCAAAUAACGAGGAGAAUAAUGAAACUCAUGUUAGCAAUGAUGAGGAUGAUGAAAUUAAUGACCGAAUAAAUGAAACGAUACAUGCUGUGCAGGGAGAUUUUAGUGAAAUGCCUCUUGAAUUCAGAUGUUUGUUUGAUAAUGCUGAAAAACCUUUGUUCUCUGGGUGUACCAAAUAUACUAAGUUAUCUGUUGUGCUUAAGUUAUAUAAUUUAAAAGCAAAGAAUGGAUGGAGUGAUAAGAGUUUCACGGGAUUAUUAGAACUAAUAAAAGACAUGUUUCCUAGUGAUAAUGAACUCCCACAUUCAACCUACGAAGCAAAGAAGUUGUUGUGUCUGUUGGGUAUGGACAUUGAGAGGAUACAUGCAUGCCCAAAUGAUUGUAUACUGUAUUGGAAAGAAUACAAAGACUUGCAUGUGUGUCCAAAGUGUGGGACAUCACGUUAUAAAAGGAAAAAUGUUGAUGAUGUGUGUGAGGGUAAGAAAGGUCCACCAACGAAAGUAUUAAGGUAUUUACCCGUAAUACCAAGAUUUAAACGCAUGUUUUCUAAUCCAAAAGAAGCAAACAAUUUGCAAUGGCAUGCUAUUGGGAGAAAAGAUGAUGGAAAACUAAGACAUUCAGUCGAUUCACCACAAUGGAGGAAUAUUGAUAGGAGGUGGCCUGAAUUCAGUACUGAAAAUAGGAAUCUUAGACUUGGAUUGUGUACUGAUGGAAUGAACCCCCAUGGUGUGUCGGUGUAUGAUGCUUAUAGUCGAAGCAGUUUUACCUUACGUGCAAUGAUCUUUUGCACCAUAAAUGAUUUUCCAGCUUAUGGUAACCUAUCAGGUUAUACUUGUAAAGGAGCUAAGGCAUGUCCUAUUUUUGAAGAUGAAACUCCUGAUCUAUGGUUGAGUAACAGUAAAAAGAACGUGUUCAUGAAUCAUAGGGCAUUUCUCCCAGAUGGUCAUCCUUAUCAAAAGAAGAAAAUAGCUUUUAAUGGAAAACCUGUAACCCCUCGUCAAUUCCAAUAA